AUGUCUAGUAAUACGCUUAGAACCAUAAGAGAUUUCUUCAGACCUGCACAAGCCCCAGCAGGACAGCCAUCUACACCAGGCACCGCAGCCUCACCGGCUCCGGCUCCAGCUCCAACGGCUUCAAGCGCGAUAGUCGGUCCACCACCACAUACCUCCAACUCUAAGAGGGAGGCGGAACUGGCUACGGAAAGGCCUACGUCCAGUCUAUCACCUCCCCCAAGCAGUCUCUUUUCAAGUCCAUUACCACCACCAAGGAAGACUGAACUACCUAGCGUUCCCGGCGAUAGCUCAUUGGACAGAGAAAGAGAAAUUAAAGGCUCUGAUGAUGAAGACUCGGAUUCAGACUCGUCCUUCCCAGAGCUCUCCGCGAUCUUUGGAUACGGGAAUUCCGCAAAGCCCCCAUCUUCAGCGACCACGGCCACUGCCUUCACACCAUCCACGCCCACUACGUCAAGAGUCAAGAAGGGGCCUUACAACUUCCAUGUAUCGCCACUGGCAGUACUUCCAAAAUAUAGGUUUGAUCUAAAGUCAUUAAUCAGCCAUGUGGAAGCCGACGAGGCCACGGAGGCUAGCUCCAAAAGAGUCAAGGCGAUGUUAGCAAGUUCAGGAGAUGAAGAUGAUUCUCCCGUCUUUGCAAGUGAAAGCCAUGUCAAUUCGACAAACCUUGCGCCCGGGGGGUUAUUAGAAUCCGUCGUCGCCGACCAAGAAGAAGGGGGGAUGAAAAAGGUCACACGUGCUCUGAUGAGGACUGAGGCGACCCAUGUGGAGAAACGAUGGUACUUCUUCGAUACACAGAGCCAGGCGCCAGUUCAUCCGAGAUCCUCUUUUCCCACGAAAUCAUUACCAGCAUCAUGGAAGAAAGAAUUAUCCAACCCCAAAACGCGAAAUCAAACAUUUAUCUCUGGCUUCGCCGAAGAUAUGGUUUUCUUUGGAAAACCGCUCCCUGAUGAGAUAUUGCUAUGGAUACUUGACGAGGUGUGUUUCGAGCCGCGUGAGGCACUUCGGACUUCCUACUUGAGCACAAUAAAGGAGUCGCGAGAGCAAAUUGGACGAUUAGUCACUCCCGACCUAGUUGAACGGGUAUUUCAGAACCUCGGAGCGACCGCAGUAGCAACUACUGUCACAGAAGCGAUGAAACCGAGUCUAGGGCUCAAGGACCCUUAUCCAAACCAUGACUGGGCAAACCUUCGUUCUGUUGUACGAUUCUUCGGCCGAACUGCAAGACAAUUGCGGCAAAAGUCGAGAGAACAUAUUUUAUGUCUACUUUUACGGAUGAGCGCAGAUCAUAUCGUCUGUAAAAGUAUCGAUAUACUUAACGUAUUUCAAGAUGCAAUAAGACGGUUAUGUCGGUAUAUCCCUGACGAUGCUUGGGAGACUUCUUGUCACGCUAUCUGCACGUUACUGUUCAACACUGCUAGACAGGCGCCUCUUCGCCUUCAAAUCGUUGAUUCAAUACCAUCGAUUACACCAAGAACACAUGAGCUAAGGAGAAGAUUGGCUAUGUGUUUCUUUUUCAACGACCUUUCUCACUCCUCUACCCCUCCCCAUACCGCCAUAGAUCUCAAUUGGUUCAUCGAUCGACUUGAAGAUCCGGCUUUCGACACAAACUCUCGCACCGACUACCACGAGCUUUCAGCCCUAGUAUCACUCUUAGAUAUAGCUGUAGAUGACGGGAGAUCCGUAAAUGUAGACCUGACUGAUAACGAAACCGCCCAACGUUUUGAUGAUGACGUUGACGCCUUAGUCGAGGCUAUCAGAGAGGUCAUGCGAUGCAUUGGGAAUCCUGGAGCCGCAUAUAUCUCCAGAAUCGAAGCAAAGGAAGGACUAGAACUUGUCAGUCAACGGAUUUCGGACACGCUGCGAACUAAGCCUAAACGGAGAGCUAUGCAUUUCGAUAACCCUCGUGGGAAAACCAUUGAGGAUCUUGAAAAGGAGAAGGCUGGAAUGAGUGCAUUUCUAUCGAAGAUGAAAGGCAAGGUUGAUGCUAAGAGUCAGAGUUUAAAAUAG
Messenger RNA from Venustampulla echinocandica, 2007 nucleotides. RefSeq lists its product as uncharacterized. The record is from RefSeq and is a predicted model, not a curated record. The transcript has 2 exons. Bases 1 to 2007 code for a protein of 668 amino acids. NCBI's taxonomy places the organism in Eukaryota, Fungi, Ascomycota, Leotiomycetes, Helotiales, Pleuroascaceae.